Messenger RNA from Triplophysa dalaica, 4004 nucleotides. RefSeq names its product adenylate cyclase type 8. Lineage: Eukaryota; Metazoa; Chordata; Actinopteri; Cypriniformes; Nemacheilidae. Bases 1 to 3549 code for a protein of 1182 amino acids. Gene Ontology annotation, cellular component: plasma membrane. Gene Ontology annotation, biological process: cAMP biosynthetic process; adenylate cyclase-activating G protein-coupled receptor signaling pathway; intracellular signal transduction. The record is from RefSeq and is a predicted model, not a curated record. The transcript is spliced from 18 exons. Gene Ontology annotation, molecular function: adenylate cyclase activity.
AUGGCUGUCAGUACUACAGAUGUGAUUUCCCAGCCUCCUGAGUGCCCGGUCGGCCCUCUAUCCCCCAUUCUGAAGCGCAAACUGAUGUGGCAGAAUGCAGUGCAUCACAUUAUCGACCAGAGAGGAAUGCAAUGUGAGAGGCGAACAGCCAACUGUCGCAAAAUCAUCGUUACCGAUGCAUAUAUCCAAGACAUCAACAGACAGAUCCGUAAAAAAGCUGCGAGGGGUAAUGCCGGCCUGCACAAACGCCGCUCCUCUGCAGCCCGCAUCCAUCCCUUGCGACACCGCAACUCCACGUGCACCCAAAAGUCCACAGAUUCUCUCAGUGACGCCGACUUCUUCGUAAACUGGGGCUCCACGGUUCGUGGGGUCUUCCUGCCCGCUCUCCACCACAAGUUCAAGUCUCAGGAUCUAGAGCGCCUGUAUCAGCAGCACUCCUCCAGUCAGCGCAGAAAUUCCCUCAUAGUCACAAAUGUUAUUGAUAUCCUUACCAAACUCCAUAUUCUCUUCAUUUACCUGGCUGUAGCUCCUGAGAUGGUGGAUUCUCAGCGAGGGUGGUUGGCGGGGCUCUUCAUGGCACUUGGUGCAGUUAUUUGUGCCGUAGUCCUCACUUGUAAAGAUCUGACGUCUAUGGAUUACCUGCGCUACUUUGGCUUAGCGAGCUGGCUGUCUCAGACUGUGCAGGCGCUGGGUGGUUUGGUGUAUGGGUUGGAGAAGGACCAGUCUUGGUAUGUGCUCUUCACGCUGUUUGCCACCUACACAUUAUUGCCGCUUCCUCUACUGUGGUCCAUCUGCACAGGAUUCAUCACUGCUUCCUUGCACCUGUUGGUGGACGCUUAUAGAAAUUACAAUGACCCAACCAUUGUGAGAAAGUUAAUGGCAAAAGGUAUUUUGUACAUGGGUAUGAACACUGCAGGGCUGUUCAUUCAUUACCUCUCAGAUCGUGCCCGAAGACAGGCCUUCCUUGAGACACGGCGAUGCAUCGAGGGACGUGUCAGGAUGGAGCGAGAGAACCAAAGACAGGAACGAUUGCUGAUGUCCAUACUUCCCCGAUUUAUUGCCAUGGAGAUGAUUUCUGACAUGACUGCCAUAGAUGAUGAAUUGCUCCCACAACAGUUUCACAAGACCUACAUCCACCAAUACAAAAAUGUCAGUAUCCUGUUUGCUGAUAUUAAAGGCUUCACUUCUCUCUCGAUGACCAUGUCGGCUCAGGAACUGGUCCGCACACUCAACGAGCUGUUCGGUCGAUUUGAUCGCCUUGCAGAGGAGUAUCACUGCAUGAGGAUAAAGAUUCUGGGAGAUUGUUAUUACUGUGUGUCUGGAGUCCCAGAGCCUCAAACGGCACAUGCUCGUUGCUGCGUGGAGAUGGGUCUGGCCAUGAUCAACACUAUACGAUAUGUACGCAAAGACUUAAAGACAGAUGUUGAUAUGCGUAUCGGGAUCCACUCUGGCUCGGUUCUGUGUGGGGUUUUGGGACUUCAGAAAUGGCAGUUUGAUGUGUGGUCUUGGGAUGUAGAUGUUGCCAACAUGCUCGAGGCUGGAGGCAUUCCGGGGAGGAUUCACAUAUCACAAGCAACCCUGGACUGUCUAGAGGGCGUAUAUGAGACUGAAGAGGGCCAAGGCCAUGAGCGAAAUGAGUUUUUACGCAAACAUAAGAUCGAUACGUUUCUGAUCUGCCAUACGCCGCAAGAAAACAAGGAGCCACCCAAAGCUAGGAGGACCAGCAAGGACGAGACUUCGUGGAGUGCUGAACUUCCCUUUGACAACAUCAUUGGCAUGAACUGCAUCUUAGCUACUUUCACCAAUGGCUCACUGGUGCAGCUGCCCAAUCAUAUUACAGCUUACUGUGCCAGCUCUCGAGAGAUCAACAAAAGAAUCAAGCAGGCCAUCGAGGUGCGCAGCAGUGAGCGAAUGCGCAAAGAACACAUCACACCGUUCACACUGGUCUUCAAAGACGCACAAAUCGAGGGCAAGUUUUCUCAGAUGCGAGAUGAGAUGUUCAAGUCUAAUUUAGCCUGCUCCUUCCUCAUGCUCCUCUUCAUCAUGGCUGUUCAGGCCCUGAUUCCCUCACCACAAAUCUCUCCAAUGCUAGUCCAGUUUUUAGUAUUCUUGUUUGCCUACUUGCUGUUGCUUCUGGUAACACUGGCUGAGGAGUUUAAGUGCUCUCCACUGUACCUUCAACUUCUGUGCUGCUGGAUUCACGAGACCAAGAGCAUCCGUAACCUGCUGACCCUCACUGCUAUUACUAUUAACUUCGGUGUGGCCUCCUCUGAUAUUUUGUGGUGUAACACACUUGAGGUGGGUGAGGAGAACCACAAAAGCUCUGAGGACCAAAGCACUCAUUGGCCUGUGAACAUCUGCACCCAUCCUGAGUUCUUUGUCUUGAGUGGUGUGGUUGCCAUGGUGACGUGUGCAGUGUUUCUAAGGCUCAGCUGCCUGUUGAAGCUGGCUGUACUGAUGUUAGUCAUUGCUGUUUACACAUACCUCAUUGAAGUAGCCUUCCAUGUGCUCUUUAUCCGCCAAAACCAAAAUGGCCAAAUUCAAAGAUCCCAGUACCUCAAAAAAAAAAGCAUCUCUGUGCUGCUAAUGGCUAUGUUUGUCGUGGUUGUUCUUUAUAACAGUAGACAGUUAGAAACUACAGCCAGGCUUGACUUCCUGUGGCGUCUGCAGGCCAGACAGGAAGUGGAGGACAUGAAGGAACUGAGGGAACAUAACGAGUGUUUGCUCUAUAACAUCCUCCCUGCCCAUGUUGCUCGCCACUUUCUUGAGAGAGACAGGAACAAUGAUGAUCUAUUCUCUGAAUCAUUUGAGAGAGUCGGGGUGAUGUUUGCUUCCAUUCCAGACUUCACCGAUUAUUAUGAGAAGAAAGAGAUGAUUCAUCAAGACGUUGAGUUUCUACGGCUUCUUAAUGAGAUUGUCGGUGACUUUGAUGAGUUGUUAGAAGAGCCUUAUUUCCAGGAGAUUGAAAAGAUCAAAACCAUUGGCAGCUGCUACAUGGCUGCAUCUGGCUUGUCUCCUGAAAAGCAGGAAUGUGAAGAAGAGUGGGCCCACCUCAGCACAUUGGUUCUGUUCGCUUUGGCCAUGCAAGAGACACUGAAAGAAAUAAACAAACGUACCUUAAACAAUUUCCAGUUGCGCGUUGGUAUUUCUCACGGGCCUGUAGUCGCUGGAGUGAUUGGAGCCACCAAGCCUCAGUAUGAUAUCUGGGGAAUGACUGUGAAUCUCGCCAGCCGAAUGGACAGCACAGGGCUCAAGGGCCGUAUUCAAGUCCAAGAGGCCACGAGCCGUAUCCUGGCUGACCACGGCUUUGUGUUACAGCUUAGAGGAGAUAUCUACGUUAAAGGGGUCAGCGAAUGGCGGGGAGGGGUCCGCACGUACUUCGUCAGUAGCAGAGAUCAGAGUUCCAACUACGCUGAGAGAAGCACCAGCAGAGGGAUCUCUCACGGAAGGAACACUCUCGCCGCUAUGGUAUUUAACAUGGUGCUGGCUCGCAAGAAAGAGGAGGCACGGGAGGCCAACGGAGGCUUUCAUCUUAUGGAGAUGUCAUGAAUUUUAUAGACUGACCUAGAACUGGACAACAUUCAUUAUUUAAUUCCUCUUUUAGAGACUUCUGUGUCUCUCUCAUUUUUCAUUGCCUUCAAGAUAUUCAGUGUAUGUUUUUCUUUAUGAAUUUUCAUUGUUAUACAAAGGUUUCUUAUAUAGUCAUCUUCAAGCGUUUAUGAAAUGCCUGUCCUGAGCUGUGUCUCAUUUGCUCUUUAGUUCCCAUGUUGUGAAUUAGUAUAUAUCAGUAUAAUCAGGCUAUAGUAAACGCAUACUUGGGUACCACAUGGGCUGUUGUUUGUUAAGCAUUGAGUCACUGUAAGUUAUAAAAAGAUUGUGAGGUCUUUGUUUGAGAUACUAUAAGGGAUACAUUGUGGGAACUGUUGGUAUAAAUUAACCUGGAAAAUGUCCAUUUGACCCAGCUAUGGUUUGCAACAACUAAACUUUUUUUAAACUGUAGAAUG